AUGGCAAAGGCAGUGCAGGGGCAUAGGAGGUUUGAAGGAUUUCGAAAAACCAUCAACCCUGACAGAUUGAAUUUUGUUAGACUGGUCGAUUUAUUGGAUGAAGGCGCUAUUUCUUGGGAAGACUAUACCACAGAGGUGAAGAGGCUACACUCCAACAGAAUUGGAGAACCAUACCUCAGAGAAGCAGGGGAAACACCAAGACUAGAGGAGAACUUUUAUGCAAAUCCCUAUCCUGGUUGUAUUUGUAAUAGAUCUCAGGGGCAAAUUAUUAGUAGCCUGCAACUUGACCGGAGACCAAGUCCAAGGGCGGCCUCCCAACGAUAG
This is a messenger RNA of Ilex paraguariensis (yerba mate), 324 nucleotides long. The record is from the annotation of a GenBank genome assembly. Lineage: Eukaryota; Viridiplantae; Streptophyta; Magnoliopsida; Aquifoliales; Aquifoliaceae.